CUUGCACAGCAAGCAUGCACAGUUGUUGCUUUUCCUCGGCUCUGCAAAGACUCUGAGCGGGUCCACGAUGGCGUCCCAGCAGAUGUACUUGAGAUUAAUAGCCCUGGCUGUAUUGCUGACACUCUUUGCUCUGAGAGUGGCAGGAUCUGGUACUGCCCUGUCGAAGUCCUCCGUCGCUGUCCCCUCUUCCCAGGCUCAAGAGUUUCUAGCAAAGCUGAGCAGAAGCAAGAGGAACCUCUGGGACCGCAGCAGACCUGACGUGCAGCAGUGGAUUAUGCAGUUUAUGUACAUGGGGUUUGAUGAGCAGCGGCUGGAGGCUGACCUGUCGUACUGGAUGGACCAAGCUCGCUCCAGGGACCAAGGGCGUCAGCACCAAUAUGAUGAAAACGCCCCCAUCGGCCCGCGUGACCAGAGUUCUUACAGACACGGAGCGGACGUCAACUAUGACAACUAUUAACUGACAGUGUGUUGCUCUUACACCUGCAGGCAGCUGUCAAUAUCUAAUUACACUCCAGCUGCUCUGGCUUCUUCCUUUCUACAGUAUAACCCGCUCUCCUUCUCCCCACACGUUAGUCAUAGAGCGAUGUACGAAAUACAGUUUAAAAUCGGAUGUCUGGCUCCUUUCUGAUCACUGAUGUGAAUAAAGAUGUGGCUUUGUGCUGUC
Cottoperca gobio is the source of this 664-nucleotide messenger RNA. RefSeq names its product ECRG4 augurin precursor a (gene ecrg4a). The record is from RefSeq and is a predicted model, not a curated record. The transcript is spliced from 3 exons. The coding region runs from base 68 to 457 and encodes 129 amino acids. Lineage: Eukaryota; Metazoa; Chordata; Actinopteri; Perciformes; Bovichtidae. Gene Ontology annotation, biological process: central nervous system development; regulation of cell population proliferation; G1 to G0 transition.